GGCUCUAGUCUAUUUUUCUACAUCUUGGAGAAGAAUGGAGGAACUUGUUGUCAAACUCGGGGCGGAUGGCGUUCACAAAAAAGUAAUAUCUCCCGGAAAAGGAGAGCUUUCUUCGUUCCCAAAUGGAACAAAGGUCAAAUUUCAUUACCGUACUAGCCUUUGUGAUGGCACUCUGUUGGAUGACUCCAGGUCAAUGGGCGAUCGCAGCAAACCUAUGGAGCUCAUACUGGGGAAAAAGUUCAAACUACCCGUGUGGGAGCAAGUGGUAACCACUAUGAGGGAGGGUGAAGUGGCUGAAUUCACCUGUGAUGUCAAGCAUACAGCUCUCUAUCCUAUGGUUUCUCUGUCACUACGCAACAUCAGCAGAGGAAAAGACCCACUGGAAGGACAGAGACACUGCUGUGGAAUAGCCCAGGUUCACUCGCAUCAUUCAUUAGGUUUCCCAGAUCUGGAUAAGUUGCAGGCCAAUCCUCAGCCUCUAGUUUUUACUCUGGAAUUGCUGCAGGUCUUGCCUCCUGGCUCCUUCCAAAUGGAGAUAUGGGCAAUGACAGAUGAUGAGAAGCUGGAAGCCGUACCACACAUCCAUGAGGAGGGAAAUUCACUCUACAAGAGUGGAGAUAUUGAUGAAGCUUCUGAGAAGUACUACAGUGCCAUAGCCUGUCUGAAGAGCUUGCAGAUGAAGGAGCGGCCGGGUGAUGAGACAUGGAUCAAACUUGACAACAUGAUCACUCCUCUCCUCCUCAACUACUGCCAGUGCAAGCAGCUCCAGGGCCAGCACUAUGAGGUCUUGGACCACUGCUCUUCUAUCAUCAACAAAUAUGAUGAUAAUGUGAAGGCAUAUUUCAAACGGGGUAAGGCUCAUGCAGCAGUAUGGAACGAGCCAGAGGCGAGAGCUGACUUUGCCAAAGUGGUUGCAUUAGACCCAUCACUGGAACCCUCAGUUGCAAAGGAGUUGAGAGCAAUGGAGGAACGCAUCCGUGAAAAAGAGAAAGAGGAGAAAGGACGCUACAAGAACCUCUUCGGCUACAGUGGCAAAGCCUCUGCUGCAGCAACCAUGGGCUGAACCAAAGAUGAACUUUAAAUUUCCCACUUAUAAGGAGAGAUGGAGUUGUAAGGCCACUGUUACGUUGGAGAACAUGCACUCUGAUAAAUAUAUCCCUCAAAAGUCCAUGUAACCCAUCUCUUACACCUUUGGCUUUCUUUCUCCAAACACCACAAUCUUAUUGUUUAUCAUUUCCUCAUGUCCUAUUGGUAAACUGAUGUGUGAAGUGAGAUCAACCAAUGUCUUAGUGCAUAGUUUUGAAAAGCCAUGCCAUCCAUUUACCCUUUGAGUUACCCAACAUUUGAGGAAGUGUUAAAGAAAUGAACACAAAGGUAAUCGUGCAAUUCAAAGUAGUCCAUGGGAACUAGAACUCCUAUGAACCAGGAUUGGGUAAAUACCAGCUCACUGCCUAAACUUGUUAUUUUGUAUAUUUACUCUUAAGACAUCGAUGAUGGAAAUUCUCACAGAACCCGUGCUGUAAGGUCAGUUUGAUCGAAACAAACUUGAAAGAAAAUCUAAAGAUAACAGAAUGCCAAUCUGAUAAAGUAGCAUUUCUACCACUAUAAACCCCAUUUCUGUUAUUCUUAUUUGUAUUAAUCAUGUUUACUAUUCCCCACACUGUUAAUUAUAGUCUAUGUAUGUUAAAUGUUUAAACUUAAGAUGAAGAAAAUAAACAUUAAAUGUCAGGCAUUGGUAGGCCUAUGAAAUACGAAAGUGAAAGACAAUGUUAACACGGUGAUAGCACGUUAAAGAAUCCACUCUCCCAUCAUUGAAAUGAAAAACAUGUUCUCUCUUUUCAUUUUUUUUAGUUGCUUAAUUCAAUUAUCAGUUAUGCAUAUAUGUGUGUGUGUCACUACAAAUAAACUGAUCUUUUCAUAAUGA
This is a messenger RNA of Myxocyprinus asiaticus (Chinese sucker), 1924 nucleotides long. It is a transcript of the gene aip, whose product is annotated as aryl hydrocarbon receptor interacting protein. NCBI's taxonomy places the organism in Eukaryota, Metazoa, Chordata, Actinopteri, Cypriniformes, Catostomidae. The record is from RefSeq and is a predicted model, not a curated record. Gene Ontology annotation, molecular function: peptidyl-prolyl cis-trans isomerase activity; protein binding. The transcript is spliced from 7 exons. The coding region runs from base 35 to 1063 and encodes 342 amino acids.